This is a messenger RNA of Aspergillus aculeatinus CBS 121060, 895 nucleotides long. RefSeq lists its product as uncharacterized. The record is from RefSeq and is a predicted model, not a curated record. NCBI's taxonomy places the organism in Eukaryota, Fungi, Ascomycota, Eurotiomycetes, Eurotiales, Aspergillaceae. The coding region runs from base 218 to 793 and encodes 191 amino acids. The transcript has a single exon.
AUCGAGCCUAAAGUAUAACAGACUUCUCAGAUAAUCAGUCCUUCGUGUCCUCUGCCUGUGACCAAGAAUAUAUUGAAAUAUGCAGAACAUAACUCUGGUUUAUAUGACACCAAGUAUGCAGCGUAAUAAAGUACAGCAAGAGCGGUACCAGCCAUAAUUAGAAAAAUACAUCGAUUGUCCUGAGAUAAUCGGGAAAGGUAGAGGGGAAGAAGAGAACAUGAUUAUUAUGUCAAAACAGGCGCAUAAAAAAUGUAUCAAUCGAUGUCAUGUUUCAAGUUGUGCGCAGCACACCAUAAAGAAAAAAGGGAACCCCACAACGCGCGGGGCCGCGCGACAAGGGAGAAGUAAGACCCGAAGAUUUCUAAUUGAUGAUCGAGAACACGGAGCGAUGGAUUUCGAGCGCCCGGAGGUGAGAAAGAGCAUAUCCGAGCACCCGAAACAAGUCUCCGCGACCAAGGUCACACAUGCAGGUAGAGAAGGAGGCGCUCGGUUUGGGUUCAAGGCAGACUGGCUAUACCCGAGAACCGGCUUGCCCACUCAUGUUGGUUGGAGACUCCGCUCAAUAAAUGUGAGUGAAUGUCGGGUUACGCGAACUCGGCGUCCGCCGGGGUGGCUUCGAGAAGUCACCAUCCGUCCCCUCGCUUCGUUUUCAUGUUCGCUCAAGGGUCAAGGGACAACGACACCGGAUAGAGGACUCUCCCGUAAGCCAUUUGGCUGGUUUCCCAUCGAGUUCUUUUUCUUCAAAUUUCCUUCCCUGACCACGGGAGUCUCAUUGCCGGAGGGCCGUGGGUGAAGUAACAACCCUCGAAGUCCUAUUCGGAUGUUUGAGACCUGGGCUUGUUUGAGGUCCUCUUGUCCAAAAGCGUCCGAUUCUGAAUGUAUCGAUCAUGCCACC